AUGGACGAAAACAACAACAACAAUAAUUUUAAUGAAGUUCCAAUGGAGCCAUUAAAUAGUAACAAUAUAAAUUUGCCACCCGCUAUUCAUAGUGACGCCAGCACGCCUGGUCGCGACGAAGAUGUCGUAAUUGCCUUGGGAUCCUCUUCGCCAAAGAAGACCGACGAGGUAGACAAACCUCCCGUCGAAGACAACAGCAAUGUUGGAUUCUUCCAAUUGUUCCGUUUUGCCGACGGACUCGACUGUGCCUUGAUGAUUGUCGGUUCGAUCGGUGCCAUUGCCGCCGGUGUUGCACUGCCAGCACUCUCCAUCGUCUUGGGUAAGGUUAUGAAUGUAUUCACCUACCAAGAACUCAGAAGACCAGAUUUCGAUGUCUACAAAGAAAUCUCGGCUGUCGCCCUCUACUUUGUCUAUAUCGCAAUCGGUAUGUUUUUCGCAUCAUAUCUCGAAGUUGCUUGUUGGUCGAUUGCCGGUGAGCGUCAAUCCGUUCGUUGUCGUAAACAAUAUCUCAAAGCGAUUCUCCGUCAGGAAAUCGGAUGGUACGACGUAACCAAAUCAUCAGAGUUGGCCACACGUAUCGCUUCCAAUACUCAGCUGUUCCAAGAGGCAAUCGGUGAGAAAGUUGGUAAUUUCCUUCAUUUCACCUCAACUUUUAUCUCUGGUUUCAUCAUUGGUUUGGUCAAUGGUUGGCAACUUGCAUUGGUUAUUAUCGCCGUCACUCCAUUGCUCGCAGCAUGUGGUGCUUUCAUGACCAAGAUGAUGACCGAUCUCACCAAGAAAGGUCAAGAUGCAUACGCCAAAGCCGGUGCUGUCGCCGAAGAAAAGAUUGGAUCAAUCAGAACCGUAGCAACUUUCUCGGGUGAGGAACGUGAGAAUGCUAGAUACGCUGCCAAUCUCAAUGAAGCACUCAAGAUUGGUCGUAAGAAAGGUGUUUACAACGGUUUGGGUAUUGGAUCUGUAUUCUUUGUUAUGUUUGCUUCCUACAGUUUGGCUUUCUGGUACGGUGCCAAAUUGAUUACCGAUAAAACCUACAAUCCAGUUGCUGGUCGUGACUGGCAAGGUUCUGAUGUAUUAACUGUAUUCUUUUCUGUUAUUAUGGUAAGAAAUAGUUCUUAA
Messenger RNA from Heterostelium album PN500, 1116 nucleotides. Its product is annotated as ABC transporter B family protein. Gene Ontology annotation, biological process: transmembrane transport. The transcript has a single exon. The record is from RefSeq and is a predicted model, not a curated record. Bases 1 to 1116 code for a protein of 371 amino acids. Gene Ontology annotation, molecular function: ATP binding; ABC-type transporter activity. NCBI's taxonomy places the organism in Eukaryota, Evosea, Eumycetozoa, Acytosteliales, Acytosteliaceae. Gene Ontology annotation, cellular component: membrane.